Molecule: messenger RNA, 1177 nt
Organism: Vollenhovia emeryi
Lineage: Eukaryota; Metazoa; Arthropoda; Insecta; Hymenoptera; Formicidae
Product: 15-hydroxyprostaglandin dehydrogenase [NAD(+)]-like
Exons: 1
Coding region: 281-1069 (262 amino acids)
Cellular component (GO): cytoplasm
Molecular function (GO): oxidoreductase activity, acting on the CH-OH group of donors, NAD or NADP as acceptor
Source: RefSeq, a predicted model, not a curated record
UAUAUUGAAAUAUGUACAUACAAAUAUUAUUCGUAGCUCGUUCGCACACUCACGCGCUUGGAACUCAUGGAAAUAAUCAAAUAAAAUUUGCGAAUAAGAGAGCCGUUAGUCGUAGGAACGUUUUAUUUCAACGUAUCAUUCCCCAGCGCGAUAAGUUAUCAUUGCGCUAACACAAAACACUAUAUAGAGACGCGAUGUAUGUUCGCAACAGCAGCACUUUCCUUUCCGCAUUUCGCCGACGUACAUCGCAUUUCGUUGAAGACUAAAAGUUCAUGGCAUAAUGUAUAACGUACAGAAUAAAACUGUGAUGAUCACUGGAGCGGCUGUUGGAUUAGGCUACAAGUACGCCGAAAUACUGCUUCGCAAUGGUGCGAAGAGCAUCGCUGUGGUCGACUUGCCGACGUCGAGCGGCCGGACUGCGGCGGACACUUUGGAGAAGGAAUUCGGCAAGGGCCGCGCCGUCUUCUUCGCCUGCGACGUAACGAAGGCCGACGAGCUGAAGAAGACAUUCGAGAAGAUCGUCGACGCAUUCCACGGCCUUGAUAUUCUCAUCAACAACGCCGGUAUGUUGAACGACAAAUACUGGGAGCAGACGCUUGAGCUUAAUGUCAAGGCAUUAAUUUCCGGCUCUAUGCUGGCGCUCGAUUACAUGGGGGAGCAUAAGGACGGCAAGGGCGGAGUAAUCGUCAACAUCUCAUCCAUACUUGGAUUGGAGGCGGAUUCAAUUCUGCCGAUGUACUCGGCAUCGAAAUACGCCGUUCUGGGAUUCAGCCAAGCUCUGGCGUGUAUGCACGACAAAACCGGAGUGCGAGUUGUUAUCAUGUGUCCGGGCGUCACGCGUACAGCGUUGGUUGCAAACAUCCAAGAUAAGAUGAAUGAUUCGGUCCAAGCUGCGGUAGACUUCGACGGUUUGGCGAAAUAUCCGACGCAGACUACCGACCAUGUUGCACUUGCGAUGCUACAGCUCAUCCAGAAGGGCAAGAACGGAGCGACUUGGGUCGCCGAAGGUGGUCAACCGCCGUACGCUGUUGACUUUUCCCAUUAUUCCAAGCGAUCUCUGCCCGUAUAAAAGUUGACGCUUGACCUUUCAUCUCGCUUCAAUCUGCACGAUGGCUGUCAAGUCAAUGUGUAUGAAAUUGUAUCAAACUUUAAAAUAAAUAAUGGCAUUAUAACCGAA